Coregonus sp. 'balchen' is the source of this 8186-nucleotide messenger RNA. The record is from the annotation of a GenBank genome assembly. Lineage: Eukaryota; Metazoa; Chordata; Actinopteri; Salmoniformes; Salmonidae.
ACCCCGUGCCAGCCUUCAAGUCGUGGCAGGAUGAGAGUGACUCUGGUGAGGCCCAGCUGUCCCCCCUGGCCGGGCGCAUGGUGCCCCUGCCCCACGAGGAGGACUCCCAUCCCCUCAUGGCCCGCUGCUUCAUGGACUUUGGCCACAGCCAACGCUUCCUGCAGCACCCUGACGCAACCUCGCCCACUAAAGCCCACCAGUCCCUGGGGAGGUGAGAACACACUCUGACUCACUCAUCAGGAAUGGUUAUUUAUAUAGACAUGAUGGGCGACAUUGAUGUUUUCCUGUUUAGUUAUUCUAUCUUAUAAACAGUGUUUAUUAGCUAGGAUUUUGCAUUGAGGCUUCAGGUGCAGGGUCACCACCUCUCUCUCGCUCUCGCGCUCUCUUUCUCUGUCUCUCUCUCUCUCUCUUUCUCUCUCUCUCUCUCUCUCACCUGUCUCAUCUAGGCCUCACCGUGCCUCCUUCACUUCCAAAGAGAGCGCUGUGAGGAACGACCCUGUCUCCCACCAGCUCACCAAAAAGCUACAGAACCUCAAGAAGAAGAUCAAACAAUUUGAGGAACAGUUUGAGAAAGAGAGGAACUACAAGGUUAGAUACAGUGCAUUCGGAAAGGAUUCAGACCCCUUGACUUCUUCCACGUUUUGUUAUGUUACAGCCUUAUUCUAAAAUGGAUUAUAUUGUUUUUAUCCCUCAUCAAUCUACACACAAUACCCCAUCAUGAGAAAGCAAAAACAUGUAUUUAGAAAUGUGUGCAAAUGUAUAAAUAAAAUAACAACUGAAAUAUCACAUUUACAUACUGUGCAUUCGGAAAGUAUUCAGAUCUCUCGACUUUUUCCACAUUUUGUUACGUUACAGCCUUAUUCUAAAAUUGAUUAAAUUGUUUUUUUCCCUGAUCAAUCUACACACAUUACCCCAUAAUGACAAAGCAAAAACUGUUUUUUAGACAUAUUUGCAAAUGUAUUAAAAACAAAAACCGGAAAUAUCACGUAAGUAUUCAGACCCUUUACUCAAUACUUUGUUGAAGCACCUUUGGCAGCGAUUACAGCUGUCUUCUUGGGUAUUAUUAUUAUUAUUAUUUUUGUCAUUUAACAGACGCUCUUAUCCAGAGCGACUUACAGUUAGUGAGUGCAUACAUUAUUUUUAUUUUUCAUACUGGCCCCCCGUGGGAAUCGAACCCACAACCCUGGCGUUGCAAACGCCAUGCUCUACCAACUGAGCUACAUCCCUGCCGGCCAUUCCCUCCCCUACUCUGGACGACGCUGGGCCAAUUGUGCGCCGCCCCAUGGGUCUCCCGGUCGUAUGACGCUACAAGCUUGGCACACCUGUAUUUCGGGAGUUUCUCCCAUUCUUCUCUGCAGAUCCUCUCAAGCUCUGUCAGGUUGGAUGGGAAGCGUCGCUGCACAGCUAUUUUCAGGUCUCUCCAGAGAUGUUCGAUCGGGUUCAAGUCCGGGCUCUGGCUGGGCCACUCAAGGACAUUCAGAGACUUGUCCCAAAGCCACUCCUGCGUUGUCUUGGCUGUGUGCUUAGGGUUGUUGUCCUGUUGGAAGGUGAACCUUCGCCCCAGUCUGAGGUCCUGAGCGCACUGAAGCAGGUUUUCAUCAAGGAUCUCUCUAUACUUCGCUCUGUUCAUCUUUCCCUCGAUCCUGACUAGUCCCCGCCGCUGAAAAACCUCCCCACAGCAUGAUGCUGCCACCAACGUGCUUCACCGUAGGGAUGGUGCCAGGUUUCCUCCAGACGUGACGCUUGGCAUUCAGGCCAAAGAGUUCAAUCUUUUUUGGUACCCUUCCCCAGAUCUGUGCCUCGACACAAUCCUGUCUCGGAGCUCUACGGACUAUUCCUUCGACCUCAUGGCUUGGUUUUUGCUCUGACAUGCACUGUCAACUGUGGGACCUUAUAUAGACAAUCAAUUGAAUUUACAGCAGAUGGACUCCAAUCAAGUUGUAGAAACAUCUGAAGGAUGAUCAAUGGAAACAGGAUGCACCUGAGCUCAAUUUCGAGUCUCAUAGCAAAGGGUCUGAAUAGUUAUGUAUUUUCUAUACAUUUGCAAAAACAUCUAAAAACCUGUUUUCGCUUUGUCAUUAUGGGGUAUUGUGUGUAGAUUGAUGAGAAAAAAAAUUACAAGAAUGUAAUCAAUUUUAGAAUAAGGCUGUAACGUAACAGAAUUUGGAAAAAGUUGAGGGGACUGAAUACUUUCUGAAUGCACUGUAGAUACUGCAAUUUGAGGAACAAGUUAGUUCUUAGAAUAAAUGCACAGGAUGUCAUCAGCUGGGAGGAUGCCAUUCAUCAUCAGUAUUCACUGUCCUCUCCCCAGCCGUCUCAUGGUGAUAGUGCAGCUAACCCAAAGGUCCUCAAGUGGAUGACCGACCUCACCAAAAUCCGCAAACAGUUAAAAGGUAAGAGGAGUCUCUAAGUCUGCAUGGUUGUGUUGGGGGGAGUGGGAGGGUGCUUGGUUCCAUGCCAGGGGUGGGGUGGGUUGGGCUCGACUGGGCGGAUAAACUUUUGUGUGCCAUCCUGUUCCUCCCCUUGGCAGCCUGGUCCUGCCCUGACCCGCCUGCCUGACUGCCCAGGCCAGUGGGGGCAGAGCUGGGUCAGUCUCUCAUCAAUGCAUGGGUAUUACAGUACACACCAACUGUGGCUCUAACAUAAUGGCCUUCCCUCUCUGUGUUGGUCCAUUGUGUAAGUCCCCCCCAUCCAUCUAUAUUCAUUCCAUUUGAACGCCCCCCCAAUCGGGAGAUGCAAAGCCGAAUAAGUUUCUCUCUCUUCUUUAAAAUUCUAAAACCGGACAUCCCCCAUCUGCAGGAAGACAGCAUCUCUUUCCCAAAGGGUCCUUGAGGCACCAGGCGGUGCUUCAGUCAUACAGACGCCACCACCCCUCCACCUCCUCCGCCCCGAACACACCCCAUUUUACACUUGCACGCCCCCUCACUGCCUCUAAACAGACACCCUACCUAUGUAAGUACACUAACAGCAGUAAGUAGAAACCAAAAAUACUUCCAACUGAAGGUAGACUCUCUGUUCUUUCUCUUCUCUCUCUCGCUUCUCUUCUCUCGCUCUCUUCUCUCUCUCUCUUCUCUCUCUCUCUCUCUCUCUCUUCUCUCUCUCUCUCUUCUCUCUCUCUUCUCUCUCUCUCGCUCUCUCUCUCUCUCUCUUCUCUCUUCUCUCUCUCUCUCUCUCUCGCUUCUCUUCUCUCUCUCGCUCUCUUCUCUCUCUCUCUUCUCUCGCUUCUCUUCUCUCUCUCUCUCGCUUCUCUUCUUUCUCUCUCUCUCUCUCUCUCAAUUCAAUUCAAUUCAAUUCAAAGGGCUUUAUUGGCAUGGGAAACAUAUGUUUAAAUUGCCAAAGCAAGUGAAGUAGACAAUAAACACAAGUGACGAGCUCCACUGGUAACACAGAAGCACAUCCCACAGUGUCUGGGGUUUGGCAGUAUGUCAUGUACUGUGUAGUGGUGUAAACAGGGUGGGAGUUUCUUUAGCCACAGUGUGGAAGCUGGAUUCCAACAGUGUUAUUACUUUGAAUGGACAUGGUCCUUGAGAACAUGCCUUUUAGAACAUUGCAAAAUUAAUUUCGUAUGCUCUUGUGGCUUCAGACAGACAGACAGACCUGUAGCAGUGGCUAGUCUGGUGUGUUUGUGUCUGUGGGCAUAUGGUUGUUUGUCAGGGCUAUCCCCUUUCUCUGUCUCUGGCAGACAGACAGAAGGACUCAUGGUAGCUGCAAUAACAGCCCAUCAAGCUCCUGCAUGUCCCCUGUUAAUAUGUUAAUUAACCCCUCUGUUCCUCAGUUACCCUCAUGUCUCUUCUCUCUCCCUCUCAGAUGCCAAACACAAGGAGGCUGAGCUGACCCCUCAGACGCGGCCACGCAGCAACACCUUGCCCAAGAGCUUUGGUUCCACCCUGGACCAGGCAGGCCACGAUGUUGGUGGAGAGGCCAAGGGCCACCGACCCACCAGAGAGGACACCCUGAACCUCAUCCAGCGCCGUGUCAAGGGCAAGAGAGAGGAGGACGGCUGGCCAGAGGACACCAAGGUGAGACGGGGGGCAAAAUACACUGUCUUAGAGAGGCCAUACAGACACAAUACACACCUAGCUACAACCAGAUAGUGAACUGAGUUCUGUCCUGAAACUUAAGGAUCCCUGUGAUAGCUGGAUAGCCAUAAGAGCCAAUGUAUGGUUAUUUCUCUCCCUGUAGAAAAUGACCAAGGAGCAGCUGUCGUGUGAGAAGACGGUCCUACAGAAGAACCUACUGCACUACGAGGGACUGCAUGGUCGACCUGUGACCAGAGAGGAGAGGCUAGUGGUCAAACCGCUGUACGACCGCUACCGCCUGGUCAAGCAGAUGCUCACCCGCGCCAGCAUCACCCCGAUCAUCGCUUCCCCCUCCAGCAAGCGACGCAACCAGACCCUGCAGCCCAUCAUCGAGGGAGAGACGGCCCACUUCUGUGACGAGAUCAAGGAGGAGGAGGAGGGUGAGGUGGAGGAAGAAGAGGCUACAGCCGAGGAGGCGGAGGUGGAGGAAGAGGAGGCCACAGCCGAGGAGGAGAGCAGCGUGGAGGUCCAGAGCUUGGGGUCAGAGGUGAUCAUGGCUCUAGACCCAGUGUUCCAGCCCAAGAUCAGCUCCCAGAGAGACAGAGACAGCCUGCUCAGGCCCAAGAUGGAGGAAACCUCCGGGAAACUGGCCCUGGACCUGCGCCUGUCCAGCUCCAACGCUUCGUCAAUGUGAGCAUACACACCUACACACACACACACACACACAACCGUCACCUCUGAAUGCCACUACACUCAAUUCACAACAGCCUCCUCAUUCCUCAAUAAUCUGACACAGUCACCAGUGUAACUCUGCCAUGUAGUUUACUACACAUCCAAACCUAAACAUUCGGCUGUGGAGGUUAAAUGGGCUCUGGCUGUCAUAUGACGUCUAUUUAAAGCACCUGGAACAGGGUUGAUGGCUAUUAGAGGGGCUGGUCUGAGGAGUUUAAGAUGGAUAAGGCAGUAAUCUGGCUAGGGGAGUGAGGGAGCACAUAGCCCCGGGUAAGCAGAGAGAGAUGCCAGGCCAGGCCAGCUUUAAGCCCAGGCAGCAGAGAGAGAUGCCAGGCCAGGCCAGCUUUAAGCCCAGGCAGCAGAGAGAGAUGCCAGGCCAGGCCAGCUUUAAGCCCAGGCAGCAGAGAGAGAUGCCAGGCCAGCUUUAAGCCCAGGCAGCAGAGAGAGAUGCCAGGCCAGGCCAGCUUUAAGCCCAGGCAGCAGAGAGAGAUGCCAGGCCAGGCCAGCUUUAAGCCUGCUGCCACGCCAGCUUUAAUCCCAGGCAGCAGAGAGGGCUGCCACGCCAGCUUUAAAUCCAGGUAGCAGAGAGGGCAGCCAAGCCAGGCCAGCUUGAAGCCCAGGCAGCAGAGAGGGCUGCCAGGCCAGGCCAGGCCAGGCCAGCUUUAAGCCCAGGCAGCAGAGAGGGCUGCCAGGCCAGCUUUAAGCCCAGGCAGCAGAGAGGGCUGCCAGGCCAGCUUUAAGCCCAGGCAGCAGAGAGGGCUGCCAGGCCAGGCCAGCUUUAAGCCCAGGCAGCAGAGAGGGCGGCCAGGCCAGGCCAGCUUUAAGCCCAGGCAGCAAGGCUGGUUCAGGUGCUGUGACCCUAGGCAAAGAUUAUCUAUUAUAUUGACAAGAUAGCAGAGUGACCGCUCUAAUGGAAAUACAUGUCCUCAAUAAUUGAAGGCAGGCUAGCCAAUAAGUGGGCAGAUACGCAUGUGAACAACAGGCACAACUAAGUCGUUUUUCUCAAAGUUGCCGGAAUGCCACAUGCAUCCACUUAUAUCAGUACAUUUGUAACAGCCUAAACCCCCCCCAAACUCAACUCUGGACCUAGAAGCCAGUUCCACGCCAUUUCUAAUCAGGGACUGAUUUAGACAGGUACAAUUAAUGAUCAGGUAGAACAGAAAACCAGCAGGCUCCGGACCUAGUAGGGUAUGAGUUGAGUAACCCUGGCCCUGAACAUUACGAAACUUCUAUUCUAUCAAAUAAUUUGACACUCUCAUAGACCUCCAUACAAAAAAAGGGCUUAUCUCACGUGGACAGAUUUUCGGCAUAGUAAAUCGUUUCGCUUCGCUUCUUCCUCUCUGCCCUAGGUCCUGACCUGACCUAACCUACCCUAACCUAACCUGACCUCUGUAAUCUGGUCACUACCUAACCUAACCUGACCUCUGUAAUCUGGUCACUACCUGACCUAACCUGACCUCUGUAAUCUGGUUACUACCUAACCUAACCUGACAUCUGUAAUCUGGUCACUACCUGAUUUAACCUAACCUGACCUCUAUAAUCUGGUCACUACCUGAUUUAACCUAACCUGACCUCUAUAAUCUGGUCACUACCUGACCUAACCUGACCUCUAUAAUCUGGUCACUACCUGACCUCUGUAAUCUGGUCACUACCUAACCUAACCUGACCUCUGUAAUCUGGUCACUACCUGACCUAACCUGACCUCUGUAAUCUGGUCACUACCUGAUUUAACCUAACCUGACCUCUGUAAUCUGGUCACUACCUGACCUAACCUAACCUGACCUAUGUAAUCUAGUCACUACCUAACCUGACCUCUGUAAUCUGGUCACUACCUGACCUGUUUGCCAGGGCAACAGCACGGUCACUUCCUGCUUCUAAACACACUCUGACGUCCUGUUUUAAUCUCAGAUGAGACCCAUUAAGAGAUAUAUAUAUAUAUAUAUAUAUACAUACAUACAUACUGUAUAUACACACACACACACACUGUGUUCUACAUUUAAUUCUAUGAUGAAACCCCUGGUUGAGAUUGUCAUGAUGACCCCUCCUGUAUGUCUCCCUCUACAGGCCUGAGCUCCUGGAGCAGCUGUGGAAGACCCGGGCUGAGAAGAAGCAGCUAAGGAACACCAUCCGCCAGUUUGAGGAUGAGUUCUACCAGCAAAACGGCAGGUCGGUAUGGUCACACACACCUGCAUACAGUGCAUUCUGAAAGUAUUCAGACCCCUUGACUUUUUCUACAUUUUGUUAGGUUACAGCCUUAUUUUAAAAUUGAUUAAAUUAUUUUUUUUCCUCAUCAAUCUACACACAAUACCCCAUAAAGACACAGCGAAAACAGGUUUUUAGAAAUGUUUGCAAAUGUAUUACAAAUAAAAACAGAUACCUUAUUUACAUAAGUAUUCAGACCCUUUGCUAUGAACAUUGAAGGUCCCCAAGAACACAGUGGCCUCCAUCAUUCUUAAAUGGAGAAGUUUGGAACCACCAAGACUCUUCCUAGAGCUGGCCGCCCGGCCAAACUGAGCAAUCGGGGAGAAGGGCCUUGGUCAGGGAGGUGACCAAUAACUCAAUGGUCACUCUGACAGAGCUCCAGAGUUCCUCUGUGGAGAUGGGAGAACCUUCCAGAAGGACAACCAUCUCUGCAGCACUCCACCAAUCAGGCCUUUAUGGUAGAGUGGCCAGACGGAAGCCACUCCUCAGAAAAAGGCACAUGAGUUUGCCAAAAGGCACCUAAAGGACUCUCAGACCAUGAGAAACAAGAUUCUCUGGACUGAUGAAACCAAGAUUGAACUCUUUGUCCUGAAUGCCAAGCGUCACAUCUAGAGGAAACCUGGCACCAUCCCUACGGUGAAGCAUGGUGGUGGCAGCAUCAUGCUGUGGGGAUGUUUUUCAGCGGCAGGGACCGGGAGACUAGUUAGGAUCGUGGGAAAUAUGUACGGAGCAAAGUACAGAGAGAUUCUUGAUGAAAACCUGCUCCAGAGUGCUUAGGACCUCAGACUGGGGCUGUUUUUGCUUUGUCAUUAUGGGGUAUUGUGUGUACAUUGAUGGAAAAAAAACUAUUUAAAUAAGGCUGUAAUGUCACAAAAUGUGAAAAAAGUCAAGGGGUCUGAAUACUUUACGAAUGCAAUACAGUGAUGCUGAAGCUUUAGAACCUGAGUCAUCCCCCCACCAUGACAGAGGAAGCGCUUGGGUUGUCUCAGACAGGAGCACUGUCUUAUUUACAACAACAGUUUGUUUGUUUAUGAUUGUUCAGCCUUCCGACGCAGUAAACAACCGGCACAUAUCCAACUGGUGUCUCAGACCUUCUCUCUUUCCCUCUACAGGAACUUCCAGAAGGAGGACAGGCUCCACAUGAUGGACGAAUACAAAGAGUAUAAACGGAUCAAAGCCAAGCUGCGCCUGCUGGAGGUGCUCAUCAGCAAGCAGGACUCCUCUAAGUCUAUC